Messenger RNA from Priceomyces carsonii, 408 nucleotides. RefSeq lists its product as uncharacterized. NCBI's taxonomy places the organism in Eukaryota, Fungi, Ascomycota, Pichiomycetes, Serinales, Debaryomycetaceae. Gene Ontology annotation, molecular function: protein heterodimerization activity. Gene Ontology annotation, cellular component: FANCM-MHF complex. The record is from RefSeq and is a predicted model, not a curated record. The coding region runs from base 1 to 408 and encodes 135 amino acids. The transcript has a single exon. Gene Ontology annotation, biological process: resolution of meiotic recombination intermediates; replication fork processing; kinetochore assembly.
AUGAGCGAUCUGUCUAAUAAUUUAAACAUGCUGGAAACAGUUGUGAGGAUAUUCAGAGAGUUGUCAUUUAAAAACGAUGAUACGAAAAUAACCCAAAAGACUUUAGAACUUUCAUCGGCUUACAUCCAAUUGUUCGUAAAAGAGGCCAUAGUGAGAGCUAACGAAGAACGAAUUGCCGAAGGAGAUUCACUUCAUAAAGUCGACGGUAUAGAUAACAUAUACGAUGGGAGCAGAAGUAAUAAAACCGAAGAAGAUGUUGAACAAACUGAACAUUUUGAUCCUGAUGAUAUAUCUGAGCAAGACACGCAGACAAGAAUGGCAUAUGAUUCUGAUCUUCCUUUAGAUAAUGAUACCUUGGAUUCUAGACACUUAGCAAAGGUAGCAGGAAUAUUAAUUCUAGAUUUUUAA